AUGAAAAAGCUUCAAGCGGCGCUCCUUGGAAACUCGACCAUUUUCCUGCGCGACCCGACGGAGAUCUCGACGGGGCCGGUCGGUGAAGCCCCCACCCCUUCCAAACACUCGACCAUUUCAGGCCUGGACCAGCUCAUCGCCACUGCCUUCGGUGACUCGUAA
Anthostomella pinea is the source of this 162-nucleotide messenger RNA. NCBI's taxonomy places the organism in Eukaryota, Fungi, Ascomycota, Sordariomycetes, Xylariales, Xylariaceae. The record is from the annotation of a GenBank genome assembly.